Molecule: messenger RNA, 1191 nt
Organism: Asparagus officinalis (garden asparagus)
Lineage: Eukaryota; Viridiplantae; Streptophyta; Magnoliopsida; Asparagales; Asparagaceae
Exons: 7
Coding region: 1-1191 (396 amino acids)
Source: RefSeq, a predicted model, not a curated record
AUGCAACUAGAAGUAGUUCUUGCCAAGAAGGCAAGGACUAAAACAGUCCUGCUCCGAUCUCUAGAAUCAAGCUGUGAAGAAAUAGCCCGCCUUGAGAAAGCCCUAGAAUAUGCUAAGGAUACUCAUCUCAUCCUAGAAAGCGACUUGACCAGCAUGGAGAGAGCUCGCACGACGAUGCUCGAGAAGCUGAAGCCUCAGAGAGAGAAGCUGGUUGAAAUGGAACGAGAGGCCGCUAAGGCCUUGACCACCACUGAGGACUCACUGAAAGCCGAUUUGAAGGUGGAGCUUGAACGAGCUUACGAAGAAAAACUCUCCAAAUUGAAAGCACAAAUCUGCGACGCACAUGCCUCUACGUCAGGAGGAGGAGAUGCUACACAUGACUCGCAGCCACAGGACACAUCAUGCGGAGAUGCUCCACAUGACGUGGAGAUACAGGCUGAUCCUACACAGCAUGCGGAGAUACCACCACCACCGCAUGCAGAUAUAUUGGAGGAGAGGAGAUUUGAGCCGUAUAGCGUAGCUUUAGAAGCUGCGGCACUACCGCCAGAUUCUAUUCCGGAUCAGCGAGCCCACGGUCCGGCCAAUGUGAGGGAUGAUUGGGAUUCUUAUCAUGAUAUGCGCCCCAUCGCGCUGCAAAGGUACGAACAAGCAAAACGUAGAUGCCUCGAACUGAAAGGUACCGAGAAACCUCCUCGACGCGGCCGCAAUGCUACUAAGGAAUCGAGCCUCAUCCCUGAUCUUAAUCGGAGGGCUGUGAUCCGAUGGGAAAACGGAGUGCCUGUUGGGGCCUUUGCCAAUGCUUUCAACAAUUUCCUUGCCGUUUUAGCCAGGAGACACGAUUUCUUCAACAUAUUUUUGACGUGGAAAUCGCAGCGGAUUGAUGCGCUGGUGGCUUGUUGGAGAUAUAUAUGUCGAUUUUUCUUUCUUGACGAUAAUAUUUGUGCCUGGACGUACUGCUUCGGGCAAAUCAAUGUAUCGUUCAAGAGAUGGCGGUUUGAGGUAAAGAAAAAAUAUUUUGUCCAAAUAACAGAAGAUUGGGAGCGAUACUGGCAUCUUGACACGCGUGUGGAUGGAGUAGAUUUUUUUGCACUUUGCAGUUACUGGGACACGGCUGAAAUUCAGGCUCAAGCUGAAAUAGCAAGGAGGAAUCGCAACGCGCCUCGCAAUUACGAGCAUCACGGGGGUUUUUAA